AUGGAGGGAAAAGCAGGAAGGUUGAGCGACUUCAUGUGGAGGGCAAGGUCAUACAUUGCGAUGGUGUCGCUGCAGUUUGGAUACGCGGGCAUGAACAUCAUCACCAAGGUCUCCCUCAACCGUGGCAUGAGCCACUACGUCCUCGUCGUCUACCGCCAUGCCUUCGCCACCGUCGUCAUUGCCCCGUUCGCCCUCCUCCUCGAGAGGAAGGUGAGGCCGAAGAUGACAUCCGCAGUGUUCAUGCAAAUCUUUGCACUGGGCCUUCUUGGGCCGGUGAUAGAUCAGAACCUUUACUACGCCGGUCUGAAAUUCACGUCCCCAACCUUCUCCUGCGCCAUGAGCAACAUGCUCCCCGCAAUGACUUUUGUCAUGGCGGUUCUCUGCAGGAUGGAAAAGGUUGAUAUGAAAAAAGUGAGGUGCAUGGCGAAGGUGGGGGGGACGGUAGUGACGGCAGGCGGCGCCAUGCUGAUGUCGUUGUACAAGGGAAAUGUCCUCAACUUCCCGUGGUCCGCACACAUCCACGGCCACGCUUCGAGCGGUUCUGAGGCGCCCGAAUCCACCGACAAGGACUGGGUCAAGGGCUCCAUCUUCCUCAUCAUCGCCACUUUUGCUUGGGCCUCCUUCUUCAUCCUCCAGGCAGUGACCUUGAAGAGAUACGCAGCACAUCUUUCACUGACGGCCUUGGUGGUGUUCAUGGGCACGCUUCAGUCCACCGCUGUGACGUUUGUUAUGGAGCACAAGGCUUCCGUUUGGUCCAUUGGCUGGGACACGAACCUUCUCGCCGCCGCCUAUGCGGGGAUAGUGUCAUCGAGCAUCGCAUACUACGUUCAAGGGCUGGUCAUGAAGAACAGAGGCCCGGUCUUCGUCACCGCCUUCAGCCCCCUGAUGAUGAUCAUCGUGGCGAUCAUGGGCUCCUUCAUCAUCGCCGAAAAAAUCUACCUCGGAGGGGUUCUUGGUGCUGUGCUGAUUGUGGCCGGGCUCUACUCAGUGUUGUGGGGCAAGUACAAGGAAUUCCAGGAGGAGGAGGCAGAGCAAACCCCUGAGCCAGUCAAAGACCAUCAAAACGGCCACACAAAUGACCUUGAACCUGCCCAUAAUAACUGUUAG
Messenger RNA from Syzygium oleosum, 1107 nucleotides. Its product is annotated as WAT1-related protein At5g07050-like. Gene Ontology annotation, cellular component: plasma membrane. The transcript is spliced from 7 exons. Gene Ontology annotation, molecular function: transmembrane transporter activity. Bases 1 to 1107 code for a protein of 368 amino acids. The record is from RefSeq and is a predicted model, not a curated record. NCBI's taxonomy places the organism in Eukaryota, Viridiplantae, Streptophyta, Magnoliopsida, Myrtales, Myrtaceae.